ACUGGUCAGGAGCAGUCUCCUGAUAGCCUUGUUGGGUCAAGGGUGAUUCUAUUGAAUCAUUGACACCGCUGAAACGUCUACCGUUCCAUUAUUUUGUAAGUGUUUCAUCAAAUUAUGGUGACAUUACCAUGAUGAGACUAACUCUACUCUGUUCAGGAAUAUUCCUCUCAACACUACAGGCAGUUAUUGGAGGCGAGCAUGAGCUUUUUUCAGCAAAUCAGGAAAUAAAAUUUCUGUGGCAUGCCCAAAUCAAAGUGGGUUCUAAUUACCCUAUGAAGAUAUCAUCUGAAUGGAAUAUAAAUGCACAGCUGAUAGCUCAGACAGUAAAUAACUUGACUACAUUACAGCUAAUUGAUAUAAAGUCUGAUGAAGACCUGGGUGAGAGUCACAGAGAACUGUCGCUGCCAUUCCGGGUAGUGUUCCAGGACGGAGUCCUGGAGAGUCUAACAGUGGCACCAACAGACACAGACUGGUCUAUUAACAUCAAGCGAGCUCUUCUUUCUCUACUACAGCUGGACAUCAAGUAUAUUGCUGCAGGAGAGCUGGCCUUCAUUUCUGAAGAGGUUGGUCUUUACGGCAAAUGCAAAGCAGAGUAUAUUGUGCAACCUUUUCUAGGCAACUUGAAGCAUGUGAAAAAAAUAUUGGAUUUACAGUCCUGUUGGAACCACCCGAUUACAUUAUGGUCAAGCAGCCCAAAAUUUAUAUGUCCUAAUUCAUAUCAGACAGAAACAGUAUCCUACAGUGAGAGAGAAUAUUUCAUCGACAUGGGAGCCCCAAUGAUGAUACAGAACAUCACAGCAAGGGGUUCAAUCACGUUACAGCCGUUCCAGGCUCAAGCUGAAGCACAUUAUUCUUUAGUUAGCCAGACUUUGGUCUUAAAAGAUGCUGGUGCAAUUGAGAAGGAACUACCAUUUCCAUCUGAGUCAGCCAACAAUGCAGAAUUGAUUUAUAAAGAGCUACUGCUAGAUGCAACUCAUGGCAUACCCCCUGCAAAUAAAACAGAAGUUUUACAAGAGAUAUCAGAUAUGCUGAAGGACAUGGGCAACAGUCUGUGGUGGGAAGUUGGUGCAAGAGGACUCAACAACGAGACAGUUCACAACCUGAUAAACCUGAUGUGGUGGCUGGAACUGGAAGACUGGGAGCAGCUAUACAGCACAGUGACCUUAGGCACAAGCUACCAACAGGAGACAAUGCAACACUUAUUCUGGGAGUUGGUGCCUGUCGUGGGUUCCUCUCAAUCUGCUUUAUUUAUAAGGGACCUUGUCAAGACAGAACGUAUUAAAGGUCUCUUAGCUGGACGUCUACUAGUCAAUUUCCCCUUUUAUCAACGGAAGCCUACGGAGGAUCUUCUUACGCAGUGUGAAGAAUUACUUCACCUGAAACCACCUGUUGGGAAAGAUGUGAGAUAUUCCGCAAUUCUAAGUUUUGCAACUUUAAUAGAUUCAACAUGUGCACGACAGUGUAAAGCAGAUACAAUCGACAGAUAUGCCAAACUCUACCUUGAUAGAUUUACAGAUAGCGAUGAAUAUGAAGAGCGCAUGUUGUAUCUGCAGGGACUGAGCAACAUUGCUCUCAAACAGAUCUUGGACUAUCUGACCCCCACUAUCACAGGUCAGGCUACCUCUGACCAUCACAUCCAGUUUCUGGCUACCUGGGCAGUCCUAAACACUGCCUACACUAAUCCUGAUAAAGCGUUUGAGCUAUUCUGGCCACUACUGAACAACCGAUCACAGACGCUUGAGAUGCGAGUUGCAGCUAUGACCAUUUUGAUACUGUCCAAGCCUACAUCUGACCGUCUUAUCAGCCUGUACUGGUACAUGCAGACUGAGCCCAGCCUGCAGCUCUACAACUAUUUCUACACCACCAUCAAGUCUCUGGCCUCCACCACAUAUCCAUGUUACUACAACAUAGGAUUGAUUGCAUCUCAGCUUUCAAGAUCUAUAAAGAGGAAAUCCACUCCUUGGGCAACUGGAAAUUAUUUGUUAGAUUAUGAAGACAAAGAGAGGGGCUAUGGUGGUAUGCUGCAGCUAUUGUCAAUCGGAAGUGAACGGACAGGUCUACCGAAUGUUUUUAUUUUUAUGACAGAACAACACUCAUUGGGAGUAACAACUUCAUAUGCUCUGUAUAUAAAGGCCGAAGGAGUGGGAGAAGGCAUCAAACGCCAACUUUACAAGAUGACAGUAGAUACAAGCAUCAACUUUAAGAAGAUUGCAGAAUUUCUAACAACUCUUAAAAUGCCUGUAAAGAAACAAGAAGAAAUUCACUUGGAACUGAUAUUUAAAAUCGACGGAAAAAAAACAGUUAUAACCCAAUAUUUAAAUACUUCAUCUUUCCAUAAUAUAUCUACAGUUGUUAGAAAGCUGAGUUCAGUUUAUUUUGAGUUCAGUGUAAACUACCAACGCCUCAUGUUUCCUUUAUUUCUGAUGCGGAAUCAGCCGACCGACCUAGGUGUGCCCUCGUUGAUCCAGACACGCAGUGGCUCCUUAAUAUCUGCUCGAGGUAGUGUUAGCCAAGAUGAUGAGGGCAGGGCACGCAAUACUGAACUUGAUUUGAGAUAUUCUUGGAAUGGUAUAACAAGUCUGCAAGUCUACAACCCGAUGAGUAACAAGUGGUAUGGUGCCACUCGUAGUAGAAGUCUACAUGUUCGCUUGCCUUUCGCUAUUCAGCUUCAUUUGGAUGUUGCAAAAAACAUUUUUACAAUCAAGACCAUUCAGCACAGAGAUUAUAUGGCUGGGUCACGGCUAGGGGUUGUGUGGCAUGCGGUGUUCAAUCCAGUACCCCAUGGAUCAAACAGUUGUGCCUCACAUGUUGAAAAGGAAGAAUGGACCAUGGAUUCACAAGAUCUUGGAGCACGGCUUGGAGCUAGUGUUUUCAACUGCCCAGGCAGAACCACGAUUACAGAUGCCCUACAUCUACUGAAAAAAGCUUUCAUGUCCAAGGAGAAGAAUUACCAGAUGGUACCAGGUGGAGUUGCAUUACUUGGAAUAUUUUCACUUAAAGAACAGCUGGCAUUUCAGCCCCCAGGCAGUAACUGUGGGUUAAUGUUGUCUGUUAUGCCUCUUCUAUCACAGGUUGAGCCUGUUCUAACUUUUGAGAAAAAUGAAAUGAAAUUACAAAUGUCAAGAAAAGAUGGAUUGCUGUGGGAAAUUAAGGCUGUGAUAAAGAAGAAUUUGGAUGGAAACCGUGAGCUGACUUUCAAGCUCUAUCAUACUCCAACUGUUAGAGUGACAUCCUCAGAUAUCUGGAGAGUUAUACAGUUUGAAGGAGCUUUUGUUUUGCCAUCCAGCAAGGCGAGUGUGUUCAAACCUCCCUCUCCGCUAACAGGUUACAUGUUCAUAUCGUGGGGAGACUCAUCGCCUACCCAUGCAGACAAGGCUGCAGUGGUAGAUGUCAAGGUGGAGGCAUCUCACAACAAUGGGCAAGACCUCCAAUGUCCUGAUCUUUCUCCUGUAUGUCUUCAGUCAAUCAGUGAAUUGGCAACUCAACAAGAGGCAAUCGUACAGUAUGUUAAUCUGCCAGACUGGCUGAUCACAGCAGCCCAUGCUCUGUUCCCCAACUAUGUCCAGACUGGGAGCUCCUCUACCACUAUAGACUUCAGUUCCCCAGCCUUGCCUCCUUGGAAAGCUCAGGGUUUAUGUGCUAUAAACAGUCAGACAGUGCUGACAAUGGACAACACAACUAAGAGCCUGUCUCUGACAUCUUGCUUCACAGUUUUGUUAGCGGACUGUUCUGAAGAUGCCUCAUUUGCAGUUCUCGUCAAGAAAAUGGCAGAACCUCAACAUCUGGCUAUGAAGCUUUACCUUGGAGAGGAUAUAAUUGAACUUCUACCAAGUACCAAUGGUAGUAUUGACAUAUUUCUAAAUGAAAGUAUAAAAUUAAGUCCUAUAACAGAAGAUUACCAUCAUGGAGGGACAAACGAGACAAACCCAUUUUUCAGUAUUUCUGUGAAACAAGGGGGAGCCACUGAGGUGGAACUACAUAAUGGUGUGGUCGUGCAGCACUACACACAGACAAUCGUGGCUCUGGUCCCAGGAAUAUUCAGGGGCUACACUUGUGGACUCUGUGCCGACUUUAACAGUGACACUAACAACGAACCUGUCACGUACUACACUCAGUGUUAGAUAUUUAGUUUAAUAAUUGUGUAUAGUACCAAAAUAUACAAUCACUGUAUUUAUUUGGUGAUUUUUGACCUUAAACAAAACAAUAAACUGUAUUUAUUUUUAAAUGUUAUAAGUUUGCAGUAUAUUUAUUUUUAAUAAUGUGAGUAAUUUACACUGAUCAAUGUAACCCAUGUUCUGCCCGGACUCAAGUGGAGUCUCGAGAAGUUACUUUGUUACUAAUUUUAAAUUAAUAUUUUAAGACUAUUGAUUUUCUUGUAAUAGUAAAUAAGAAAAAUUAUUAAUUAAAUAUUUUUAAUGUG
This is a messenger RNA of Homalodisca vitripennis (glassy-winged sharpshooter), 4420 nucleotides long. RefSeq names its product vitellogenin-4 (gene cv-d). Gene Ontology annotation, molecular function: lipid carrier activity. Gene Ontology annotation, biological process: lipid transport. The record is from RefSeq and is a predicted model, not a curated record. NCBI's taxonomy places the organism in Eukaryota, Metazoa, Arthropoda, Insecta, Hemiptera, Cicadellidae.